AUGAGAACAGCAGGAGAACAGCAGCAGAACAGCAGGAGAACAGCAGGAGAACAGAAGAACAGCAGGAGGACAGAAGAACAGCAGGAGAACAGAGGAACAGCAGGAGAACAGAAGAACAGCAGGAGAACAGCAGCAGAACAGCAGCAGAGCAGAAGGACAGCAGGAGAACAGCAGAAGAACAGCAGGAGAACAGCAGGAGAACAGGAGGAGAACAGCAGGAGAACAGCAGCAGAACAGCAGGAGAACAGCAGGAGAACAGUAGAACAACAGGAGAACAGCAGGAGAACAGAAGAACAGCAGGAGAACAGCAGGAGAACAGCAGCAGAACAGCAGGAGAACAGCAGGAGAACAGCAGAAGAACAGCAGGAGAACAGCAGGAGAACAGCAGGAGAACAACAGGAGAACAGCAGGAGAACAGCAGGAGAAGAGAAGAACAGCAGGAGAACAGAAGAACAGCAGCAGCAGCAGAACAGCAGGAGAACAGCAUGA
This is a messenger RNA of Knipowitschia caucasica, 489 nucleotides long. NCBI's taxonomy places the organism in Eukaryota, Metazoa, Chordata, Actinopteri, Gobiiformes, Gobiidae. The record is from the annotation of a GenBank genome assembly.